AUGCGGCUGACACUCGAGCUGCUGCAGCAGGCGCCGCAGUCGCUGAACCCUGCACUGCACCGGCAGCUGCUGCUUAGAGGCUUCAAGAUCCCCACAAUCGAAAAUCUGGGUGGCACGGAUGAUGCUUAUGAGUGUCUGGACUUUUCAGACAACGAUCUCAUCAAACUGGGGAACUUCCCACCAUUAAAGAGAUUACGCGUUCUGAUGCUGAUGAACAACAGGAUUAGCCGAAUUGCGCCGGACUGCUUCGAUCCGAUACCCAACAUUGUCAGCCUGGUGCUGACAGGCAACAAGUUGGAGAAGCUUGUAGACCUGGAGCCCAUCACGCAGCUCAAAAACCUGGAGCGUCUUAGCCUCAUGGACAACCCAGUCACCAAGGUGAAGCAUUUCCGGCCGUACAUGAUCCACAAGAGCUCGAAAACGCUGAGGAUUUUAGACUUCAACCGCAUCAAGGACAAGGAGAGGAAGGCAGCAACGCUGCUGUUCGCGGGCGAGCGUGGCAAGAAGCUGUUGGAGGAGAUUGCUCCGCCCCGUGUGGUGGGCAAGGAGCCCACAGAGAAGGUCUCUGACGUCUCCAAAUCCGGUCCAUCCCCCGAAGUCAUCGAGCGCAUCAAGAAGGCCAUCGCUGAAGCCGAAACCAUCGAGGAGGUCACGCGCCUCGAGAAGGCCUUGAAGAGCGGUGUCCUGCCCGACGACCUCAAGGAGCCAGGCACCGAGGGCCCAGAGGCUGCACCGGGCCUGGAAGGAGGUCCGGAGCCGAUGGCGGAGGGAUAA
Symbiodinium sp. CCMP2456 is the source of this 774-nucleotide messenger RNA. The record is from the annotation of a GenBank genome assembly. NCBI's taxonomy places the organism in Eukaryota, Dinophyceae, Suessiales, Symbiodiniaceae.